GCCCAAGGGUGUCCGCCAGCACAGCCAGCAUAGGUUUGUGGGCCAAUGAGGACAGUGCCACCAUUGUUCUAGCCAGAGGACCUAGAGGAUGUUUCACUCUGGGCCUCUUGUGAGCCUGAUUUAAUGGGAAACAGUGGGCCUGAGAAGUUCCUUGUGACACACUAAUCUGAGCUUGCUGACCUGACCACACCUCCAAAGGAGGCAGCUUCUGGAGUGCCAGAAGAAUUCAGGCACCAUAGCCCUAAGGAAGAGCUGUCGGGGCAGUCAAGACUCAAGUGAAAUCAUACAAGUGUGAGAGAGACAGGAUCGGAAACCAGGACCCUCAUCCAGUUGCCCCAAGCUGCUCCUUGCUGCCUAUAGUACUCACAUCUUAGUGUCUUCGAGAGGCAAUAUGUCCGAGGGGGUGGGCACAUACCGAAUGGUCCCCGAGGAGGAGCAGAAGCUCCGGGCACAGCUGGAGCAGCUCACAACCAAGGACCACGGUCCUGUCUUUGGCCCGUGCAGCCGGCUGCCCCGCCACACUUUGCAGAAGGCCAAGGAUGAGCUGAACGAGAAGGAGGAGACCCGGGAGGAGGUGGUGAGGGAGCUGCAGGAGUUGGUGCAGGCACAGGCAGCUUCAGGGGAGGAGCUGGCCCUGGCGGUGGCUGAGAGGGUACAGGCAAGGGACAGUGCCUUCCUCCUGCGCUUCAUCCGUGCUCGAAAGUUUGACGUGGGCCGCGCUUAUGAGCUGCUCAAAGGCUAUGUGAACUUCCGGCUCCAGUACCCUGAACUUUUCGAUAGCCUGUCCAUGGAGGCCGUCCGCUGCACUAUCGAGGCGGGUUACCCUGGCGUUCUCUCUAGUCGGGACAAGUAUGGCAGAGUGGUUAUGCUCUUCAACAUUGAAAACUGGCACUGUGAAGAGGUCACCUUUGAUGAGAUCCUGCAGGCAUACUGUUUCAUCUUGGAGAAGCUGCUAGAGAAUGAGGAAACGCAAAUCAAUGGCUUCUGCAUUGUUGAGAACUUUAAGGGCUUCACCAUGCAGCAGGCAGCGGGGCUCCGCCCCUCGGAUCUCAAAAAGAUGGUGGACAUGCUCCAGGAUUCAUUCCCAGCCAGGUUCAAAGCUAUCCACUUCAUCCACCAGCCAUGGUACUUCACCACCACCUAUAACGUGGUCAAGCCCUUCUUGAAGAACAAGUUGCUACAGAGGGUCUUUGUUCAUGGAGAUGACCUCGAUGGCUUCUUCCAGGAGAUUGAUGAGGACAUCUUGCCCGCUGACUUUGGGGGUACACUGCCCAAGUACGAUGGAAAGGUGCUUGCUGAGCAGCUCUUUGGCCCCCGGGUCCAAGUUGAGAAUACAGCCCUGUGAGGAGACGCCCUGCCCUCUGGUCUGUGUUAGCAUCCUAGGCCUUCUUCGACUUUUCUAACCCAAGCCUGGGAACAAGGAUGCCUGGGGUGAUUGUGGUCUCCCCAGACUUCCCUAGGUUUAGGAGGGAAGGCACCUCAUCCCAAACUGACAUGGAGGGUAGUGAGUCAAGGGGAAUGCCCUUAAACAGGAGACUUGUAGGAGAGUUGUAGUCCCACCCACCUCUGCAGUUAUAGGACAAUGACCAUGCAAGAAGUUGAAUUUCAAAGACUAAUUAGGUUUCUUCAUGAUUUCCUUUGUAAUCACUUUGAUAUUUAGGGUAUGUAAGGCAGAAUUGAAAGCCCACUCACAAUUCUGUACAGAGGGGGUAGGCUUGAAGCUCUAAUAAUUUAACAAACACAGCACCAGUAGGGGUUUCCCACCCAGAAUUGCAGGGAGGCAGCAGCCUUGGAACAGUUGCAUUUGGGGGUGGUCUGCUGCUGAGUGCCCAGGAGCUAAGAGCUUUGGGUCUGUCCGGGGUGGAGGUCAUGCUCCUUCCUCCCCACCUAUCUUAGGUGUGUGGUUCCUUUCACUCGAAGCUCUCUUUGUCUUGUUGGGUGAGUUUUACUUAAAUUUAUAGUUGAUAUCAUCUCUGAGCACUUAGUCCUUGAUAGACAAAUAAAGCUAUUCUUUGUCUUGUGUCAA
Messenger RNA from Mesocricetus auratus (golden hamster), 2026 nucleotides. RefSeq names its product retinaldehyde binding protein 1 (gene Rlbp1). Gene Ontology annotation, molecular function: phosphatidylinositol bisphosphate binding. Gene Ontology annotation, cellular component: membrane. The transcript is spliced from 10 exons. The coding region runs from base 392 to 1345 and encodes 317 amino acids. Lineage: Eukaryota; Metazoa; Chordata; Mammalia; Rodentia; Cricetidae. The record is from RefSeq and is a predicted model, not a curated record.